AUGUAUCACUUUAAUAUACACGCAAUAAUGUCAAAACUGAACAAAAAUAAAACCAAAACUAGUUGGGUUGAACCCACUUGGGAAGAAUUUAGCUUAGAAUAUGGAGAUAAUCAUUUCUUAUCCAGCUUGAGUGGUGAGAUCACUUAUACUCAAAACAAUGGUUUGAACCAAACAUCCAUUAGACAGUAUAAACAAUUUCAAGAUCAAAACGCCGAAAUAGGCUUUAUGACGCCUCCGGCGGCUGACCUCCAGCUUGAAAAAGCUGUCAAUGAAAACUUACAUGGAUUGUUUGAUUGCGAAAAGUUUAAUAGCUUGCCGGAUUUGCAGUUAAGUGACCUUAACCAAAUUGAAUUUAACAAUUAUCUCAAGUUAAAUCGUGUUGUUGAGUUCCAAAUAAAUGAUACUGAGGAGACCAGAUUAAAUUCAACAAAUGCUGUUGAAUUCCCAACUCACGAAUCAGUCAUGAGAACGGGGUUAGUUUUCAAUUCAGGUGGUCUACCUGUUCAUUCAAUGUGGUGCCCCCUCAAAUUCAAUGACAAAAAAUACUUGUUUUUAUCCGUUGUUGAAGAAGAUACCGAACUGAGUGAAUUCUCAACGAGCUCUUCCUGUAUUCGAAUUCUUGAAUUUGAUAAUGGUAAAUUUGAAUUAACUAAAACAAUCUUACUUGAUUCUGUAGUAAAGGAAUUUCAAUUUUCAACAAUCUCUUCAGACAGUAUUGCUUUAUUAGGUUUGACUUUAUCUAACGGCACUAUCGAAAUAUGGAAAAUUACACAGGAUACAGUCACUGGUCCAACCUCGUUUCAUCGAGUGUCAAGUGGUCCAGUAAUUUUAAAACUUGAUAAUCCUUUAUUGCUACUGACAUGUUGCACAUUCUCAAGUACAGAUACAGUUAUUGCUGGUACAAACCGUGGUUAUAUUGCUCAGUUUAGAGUUUCUACACAAAAACUUGAUUAUUUGAUCCCUACCAAGACGUGUGGAAUUACAAAUAUCAAAUGUUUUCUACCUGUUAUGGCAGAUGCCAGGAACUUGUCAGUCACUUUCUCAUCCUCUGAUUUUAGUAGCUAUUUCAUGAAGUUACCAUUACCUAAUUUCCGAAGUUCGAUUCUUAACAAUAUUGCACUUUAUGAAAUCGGAAUCACCAAUAAAGAUCUAAUGUUUGACAGAAACACUGACCAGCUUAGUAACUUAAAAACUGUCCUAUCCGUUGAGCAUCCUAAUUACAUUCGUGUGAGUACCAUAUCCAAUCCAAGUAGUAUGUGGAGGUAUAGGCUUGAUAAUGAUAAAGAUAUAUCAUGUAUAGCCGUGCAGAAAACAUCUGGGAAGAUACAAGAAAAUGGUCUUAUGGUGUUUACUGGACAUUCCAAUGGUUCAGUAAGACUUUUCAACUUUUUCAAUGUGCAUACGACUUAUGAACGUAAGUAUACAUCAUCGAGCAUUCGUUUAAUGAAGAUGAAUAGGUCGGCUCAUAACCCGUCCAAAUUCUGGCUGGAUUUGAACUAUGAGGUUGGUAGAUUGGGUGAUAUUGUAAAAAAGGAUCCAUUUAAACAGGUAUCAAUUGCUAAAACGAGAAAUAUUAGGAUAGUUGAUGACAUUAUGCUAUGUCCUUUAUGUGUGUCUUCGCUUGAUAAUUCUGUAGCUGUGUUGUAUGAUAAUGGUCUGGUUGUUCUCGAAGAGCUGUUAGUAUAG
This is a messenger RNA of Pichia kudriavzevii, 1686 nucleotides long. RefSeq lists its product as uncharacterized. The transcript has a single exon. Lineage: Eukaryota; Fungi; Ascomycota; Pichiomycetes; Pichiales; Pichiaceae. Gene Ontology annotation, molecular function: protein binding. The record is from RefSeq and is a predicted model, not a curated record. The coding region runs from base 1 to 1686 and encodes 561 amino acids.